Molecule: messenger RNA, 831 nt
Organism: Pyrus x bretschneideri (Chinese white pear)
Lineage: Eukaryota; Viridiplantae; Streptophyta; Magnoliopsida; Rosales; Rosaceae
Exons: 2
Coding region: 1-831 (276 amino acids)
Source: RefSeq, a predicted model, not a curated record
AUGGGUUGGAGCAACACCAUAGGCCUUGCAUCGCCGGGUAAGCCAGAGGAGUUGCGUGGUGGUGAAUUGAAGGAGAAACGGAGAGAGGUGAAGAGGGAGGAGAGGGAUAGGGUGGGUGGUUGCGAGGGAGGGAGACAAGUAAGACAUACUGAAGAGAAAUGUGGACCAGCAUGUCAACACCGGGGGCAGCUGGAGGCUUCGUUGCCCCACCAGGCACAAAUCCAGGAGGAAGUACAAAGGCUCAUAGCGGACCAGUUGCACGGAUUCCAAUACAUUGAUACUACCGACGAUGCCCUUCGUAAAAACGUGGCCAACCUUAAUAGGUCACCUUUUAUAGACAAGGUCGAGCAGACAGAACCACCGCGGAAGUUUAGCCCGCUGCAUUUCACCUUGUUUAAAAGAGAUGAAGAUCUGAACAGGCACCUGAUGCAUUACCGGAGAGCCAUGACCCUCUACGCCAAUAAUGAUGCCCUUAUGUGCAAGAUCUUUACCACGACACUCCAAGGCGAAGCGCAAGACUGGUUCCACAACCUAUUGCCACGCUCGAUCUGGAACUUCAGUGAACUUUCCUUGGUUUUCACCAAGGAAUAUUCGUUAUACCAAUCGAUUAAGAAAAAGUCUGACCACCUUUUCAACAUGAAAAAGGACCUGAAGGAGUCGCUCCGCACAUACGUCAAGAGGUUCAAGGCGGAGAAGGCGAAAAUAGUUAGAUGUGAUGACAGCAUCGCAUGCUCAGCUUUCCGAAAAAGGCUUCUAGCAAAUCACCCACUUUUCAAAGAAUUAAUCAUGGGGGAGAACCUAACCUUGGCGAACUCUUAUGCUUUGGCAUAA